Molecule: messenger RNA, 5045 nt
Organism: Podarcis raffonei (Aeolian wall lizard)
Lineage: Eukaryota; Metazoa; Chordata; Lepidosauria; Squamata; Lacertidae
Product: KIAA1755 ortholog
Exons: 14
Coding region: 736-4452 (1238 amino acids)
Source: RefSeq, a predicted model, not a curated record
CGCGCAAAAGGACAGCUGGACAGAAACAAGCCUGGAAGGAGGGCGAUGGUUUCGCUGGCCCGUUGACCUGGCGGCUUUGAUCCCAGGUGCAAAGGGUCCGUGUGACAUCAUGGCUGGAUCCUGCACCCCCCAAGCCUUCCUGGGCACCCUGCAGCUGGUUCCAGGCCUGUCUGGCCACGGGGCAGGGCCUCUGCCGCUGGGCACAAAGAGGACCGCUGUUCGCUGGCUCUGGCAUUGCUCUGCGAGAGCCUCUCCAGCAACGCUAGCCAGGGAAAGAGAGAGAGAGAGGCAGCUUUUUAAAGCUCAGACAGCCUCCCCCCCCGUCUUUUCUCCUCCUUUCCACUCCUCAAUCCCUCCCCCUCGCAGCUAGAGAGAGCGGGCUCCUUUUUCUUUUGCAAGACGCGAAGGAUGGGAGAAGUUUGGAGAGGAGCAACCAGUGGCGCUGGACUCUGGCAGGGUUGAGGCUGGAGGGUUUGCAAGCUGGCCUGAGGCCUCCCCGCUGUCUCCUUGGGGGGUGUGGGGCACACCUGGGGUCCGUCGUGGUGCCCCCACCGCAGAAGACAAGCCCAGCAGCCCAGAUGGCUGGGAAGGAGCUUGACGCGAGACCCAGGCGCAGCAGCACGGAGUUUGCCAACAAGUGAUCCAGGAGGUUUCUUUGGGAGGGGGCGGCGGCGGCGCUGGGACUUGGUGCCCCCCUCGCUUCUCUGCCCCUCCAGCGUCGCUUCCGAGGGAACCAUGGACCCCCAAUCCCUGGAUGUUGCCGUGCAGAACACGCUCUCGGGCCUCUACCCCCCGUUUGACAUCACGGCCCCCAUUGUCCUCAGCCAGCUCUUCCGUGUCCUGGAGGCCAAAUACCACAGCGAUGGGCUGUGCUGCCUGUUGGACUUCCUCAUCCCUUCCAAGCGCCUUCUGGAGCACGUGCGGCAGGCGGCCUGCGCUCCUUACUCCGGCUGCGUCUUCCUCCACGAAGGGUGGCCCCUGUGCCUUCGCGAGAAAGUGGUUGUCCACCUCGGAGCGCUCAACCCCCUCCUUCUUCGCCCGGGGGACUUCUACCUGCAAGCGGAGCCCUGUGGGGAGCAGUCAGCCUGCCUGGUGGUCAAGUGCCUCUCCAGGGACCUCACCACGGUGGAGAAGAUCUCCGUCCCCGAAGCCUCCUGCUCCUUGCUGUUCACCAAAGAGUGGCUGGAGGAGGUCAACCGAGACCUGGACCGGCCAACACUCCACACCUGCCUGGUGGCCACUGGGAAUGGGAUUGUCCCCCUCCCGUGGAAUAAAAUAGCCACCCCGGAAUUUGUCGGGGUGCCUAAAACGGAGGGUUUGGUGGAGCAAGAGUCCUCAGCCCUCCUAGCAAAUCUCCUGCGUCUGGACUGCAGUCCUGACUCAGGGAGCUUGCAGUCCUCUCCAGUUAAGUAUCCUGGCCUCAUCAAAGUUGCAGAAGGAACCUGGAAGAAAUCCACUCCAUUUGCUUUGCCGAGUCUGUGCGACAUCAUCGGUGACAACCUGGAAGGCGAAUACGUGAAUCUCCUGGGGUUUUCCGAAGAAGGGAAGCAGGAUAAUUCUCCUCCCGUCAAGGCAACAGGAUCAGCCCUUGGGGAGCAGCUGCACAGAGAUGCAGCAUCACCCAAGGUGGAGAAGGACCUCCUUUUGGUGAACGGGGACGAUGGGGAGAUGGCCGGGGGCUGGAGCUGUGGGAAGGGGCAAAACUCAGAGGAAGGGCCCUGCACGCCUUGUCUGAGGCGGCGGCUGGGCCAAGACGCCAAGGUCCAUGAGCCGAGGUGCAGGUACCGUGAGUCGUACGUGGCGGCCCUCAAGAACCCCGUCAGCUUCAGCUCUGGGUUGAUGGCAGCUAUUUUGGAAGAGAUGGAUACAUCGAAGCAGGGCUCCUCUUCCCCCUUGGAAAGCACAGGCGUGUGGCCUCUGGAGGGAUCAGGCCAGGGGGCUCCCCAAAUCCUCUCUGAGGAGCCGAAGACGAUUGAGAAAGCGGAGGAUGACUCUUCCAAGCCAGGCCACUCGAGACUCCCGAAGCCUCCGGCCGACUGUCCCACUGCCAGCAAUAAAUUCUCAUUCCUGAAAGGCCACCGUCAGCUGGGCUCCUCGGCGGGUGGACUGCCAGGGGCGGAGAAGGCCGGGAAGGGCCAGGAGGGGCACCGGAAAAGGACGUUGGCCGUGUGCUCUCCUCGCACAGCCAGAGCAAAGGCGGCAGCUGGGAAAGGUGACGUUGUGCUUUCAGAACUUCCAGCUCCCAAGAAUGUGGAGAGUGUCGCCAUUCCUACGUCCCCCGCAGAUGUCCUGCUCAGAGAAUCGCCUCCUCCGGGAUCUGGCCCACAGGAUCUGGCCCAGUGGGAGGCGCUCAGUCCUGAGCUUUUAUCUUCUGGGAUUGUAUGUCUGCCAGGAAACGUGGAUAAGCUUGGCAGACCCAUCGUCCAGAUCUGCAGCGGUGGCCCAGCGUGGCAAGCCCCGUGGUGUUCAGCCAGAGAAGUGGCACGCCUUCUCCUCUUCCUUUGCACCAUGUCUAGGAAGCAGUCGAAGGACACGGGGCUGGCACUUGUCAUCAAUGCCAGAAAGGAGAUGCCCCCGCCCGCCCUCUCUGCUGCCCUCGGAUCCGUCCAGAAGACCCUGCCUGGCUCCAUCCAUGCUGUUUUCCUGCUGGCAGAGAAGGAGGCAGCCUCACAUUUGGAGAAGCUACCUGGCGUGCAGAUGGAGGUGCUGAGCUCCCUGAAGGCCCUGGGGCGGCACGUCGACAGCAGCCAGCUGACCCCGGCCCUGGAGGGCCACUUCCCCUACUGCCACAGCGAGUGGGUCCAAUACUUCCAGAAGAUGCACCAGUUUGUGACCGACCUCAAAAAGGCCUCCGAAUUGUUGCAGAACACCACCCAAGAACUGGAAAAGGGGGGCAGACUGAAGACCCUGCAGGAAGUGGAGCAUCAAAUGGAGAGGCACCAGCUGCUGAUGCAGAAGGUCUUGUGCAAUGUGCAGCUGGUGAGCUUGCAGAGGGAAGGUGGGGCCACGCUGGCGAAACUGAGGAAGGAGGCGGCCCGGCUCAGCUUCUCCCCCAACGUCCGGAGCAGCAUCGACCGGGCUCUGACCCUCUACAACCUGGUGGAGGAGAAAGUCCACAUGCUGGUCACCAAAUCCAAUGGCUGCCUGGAGCACCUGGAAUUUCUGCUGAAGAUUCGACAGCUGGAGGCGGAGUUUGGCAAGCUCAGUUUGUGGUUCGAUGAAGAAGGCGAGUCGGCGCUGCAUGAAGCAGGGUCUGCAGCCGAGGGCAGCCCGGAGGCGGCCCAAGAGUCCCACCAGCGGUUCAAGGAAUUCUUCAAAGAAGCCUCGGUCCACUACAACCGGGGUCUGUCUCUGUCCAAGGAGGCCAGCAAGGUCCAGGGGUCCAGGUUCCCAGAGACGGAGGCCUUUGAGGCAGCGAAAAGGGCUUUCCAGGCCAAGCUGACCAUGUUCUACAUGGAGAUGGAGAGGAAAGGUGCUGAGCUGGAGACACUCCUGGACCUCUACAAGUUCUGUGACAAGGUCACGCAGUUUAACCUGGACUGCCAGCGCCACCAGGCCACUUGGAUCUGCAGAGAGGAGGAGCCCAAGAGCAUCCAAGCCCAGCGAGAUAUGGAGGAUGCCCUCCAGAAGCUCUCCAGGGAGUUCUCCACUGAGACCUUCCAGCAGAUGAAGGUGCAGGCUUCCAGCGUGCGCAGCAAGAGGGGUCUAGCCGUGUGGAACGAAGCCUUGGAGAGGUGCCAGGAAGCCAGGCAGCUCCUCGAAGAUGCCCUUGCCAGGUCCAAGGAGGCUCGGGAAGGAGGUGCAGAAGAUUCGGAUCCCGUCCCAGCUACCAAACCCCCAGGGGAAGAUGUCUGCUUAGAUGGAGCAUCAACAGAAGCUGAGAAAACAGAGCAUGACAGAAGGACCCAAGAUAUGGGUGGAACUGGCGUCCAUGACAAGGCUUCCCAAGAGGUCCCCUCAUGUGGUGGUGGGAUGCUGAAGGGUGUGAAGGCCAGCGAAGAGGCCUACCUUGCUUCGUUGGAUGUUAUUCUGGAAUGUGGGGGCCCCGAGGCUCAGGCAGACCCAGGCGAAGAAGCCCCCGGAAGCGCCCACGUGACAAGACAGGACUGCCCUCCACCAACCCUCCCCUGUGCCUCUUCCCCCAACACCAAGAAGGUGCCAGCCCCCUACGAGAGCCUCCCUUCCACCAAGCAGCCUGGCCUCUCCAUGCCCACCAGAGGCCAACGCAGCAGGAAGAGAGAGGUGGCCCAGUACUUCCAGCUCUCCAGGCACGGGAGUUUUUCCUCCGAAGACGCAGAUUCCCAAAGCUCCACCGAAGACGCUCUGAGCUCGAGUGUCACCUUGCCCAUGGAAUCGUCCAAAGGAGCCUGGACUCAGGAGAAGGCACUGGGGAUUCUCUAUCUGGAGAAUCACAGCACAGGCAGUCUGACGGACGCAACGGCCACCCAGUGAGACCAGGGGACCAUCCUGGGUGCUGCCAGGCCGGGCCUUCUGCACCCAUUUUUUUUGAUGCUGGAUACAUUCCUGGGUGCUCCACUGCCCCAUGUCUCAAAGGGAAAGCCUUUAUCGUUGCCGUUUGUUGCUGGACAUUGCUAAGAGUUCUUCCUGUUGCUGGUAUGUAGCUCUGUUUGGGCAGGAGGCUACCCACCCCCAAAGCCAGCCAUCAUUUCCUAUUGUGGUUUGCAUGGAGCAGAUGCGAUGGAAGACGGUCGCUUUCAGGGCGGAGAGAGUCUGUCCUGUUCCCAUCUCAGUCCACCAGUUCCAUUAGGAACCUGGUUAGUAACUGGCUAGCAAACCCUCCCCCUGCCCUGGGCAGGAGGCCACACUUCUGCAUGGCAAUACAGUCCUACUGAUGCUGCAUGUCCCAAAGCCGUCGUGCAUUUGAACCCUCAAGUAUCUGAGGGCUCUGUCCUUGCAGCCAAAGGGUGAGGGGUCAAGUCCCUGCAAUGACUAUCGCUUAGAGUCUCACGGUGGCAUUCAGGGUUGAUGUUUAAUACCUUGGUCCUCUGCAGAAACAGAGAGCAGAAUGGAAGUUCGUACCUGGA